Molecule: messenger RNA, 1422 nt
Organism: Aureobasidium subglaciale EXF-2481
Lineage: Eukaryota; Fungi; Ascomycota; Dothideomycetes; Dothideales; Saccotheciaceae
Exons: 3
Coding region: 105-1334 (409 amino acids)
Biological process (GO): epoxide metabolic process
Molecular function (GO): epoxide hydrolase activity
Source: RefSeq, a predicted model, not a curated record
CCCGCAUCACGCCCUCUGCGAGAGUUGCGUGCGGCAAACACCAACCUGCACUAUAUAUUAUCAAAGACUUUCCUUCACAUCACCAAGAGCUUACAAAAUUCUCUAUGCCCAUCAUGUCAGACAUCAAGCCAUACAACAUCUCAGUCUCUCAAGCGAAAAUCGACCGCUUGAAGCAAAAGCUCGCUGUAAUCGAUCUUCCAGAUGAGCUCGAUGACGCAGGCUGGCAUUACGGCGCAUCUCUACCCGAAGUCAAGAAACUGCUCACAUACUGGCAAAACGACUAUGACUGGCGCAAACACGAAGCAAAGCUGAACCAGCUUCCCAACUACAUGACUGACAUCCAAGUCGAUGGGUUUGAUGAGUUGCAGAUUCACUUUGUGCAUCAGAAGAGUGAGGUCAAGAAUGCUGUGCCGUUGCUAUUUUGCCAUGGGUGGCCUGGAAAUUUUACAGAGGUGUCCAAGGUGUUGCCCUUGCUUGCUGAUACCAAGGGUGGUGCACCCGCUUUCAAUAUCGUCGCGCCUUCACUACCGAACUUUGUCUUUUCAGAUGGCGUCAAGAAGCGAGGAUUCGGUCUUGCGCAGUACGCUGAAGUCUGCCACAAGCUCAUGCUGAAGCUGGGCUACAAGCGAUAUGUGACUCAAGGCGGAGAUUGGGGCUUCUGGAUCACCAGGACAAUGGGGAACCUCUACCCAGAGUCAUGCAAAGCAUCUCACGUCAACAUGACUCCACCAGCCAUCAACGCAGACCUGAAAGCCGCACUCAACGACCUCAGCUGUUUCAGCGCGCAAGAGCAAGAUGCGCUAAAGCGACUAGCCAAGUUCCGCGAAGACGGCGCAGGCUAUAGCCACGAACAAUGUACCCGACCGCAAACACUCGGCUACGGUCUUUCUGAUUCUCCAACUCUUCUACUCACCUGGAUCUUCGAGAAACUCCACGAUUGGAGCGACGAAUAUCCCUGGGCCCCCGACGAAAUCCUCACAUGGGUGAGUAUGUAUUAUUUCUCCACCGCCGGUCCUGCAGCCAAUAUUCGCAUCUACUACGAAGCCAAGCACGAUGCUUCAGGCGCCGAUUCUCUUGAAGCUAUGACCAAGGCGACGGCCAAAAACCCAAAGGUCAAGUUGGGAAUCAUGUAUAAUUGGCGGGAUAUGGAGACGUCUCCAAAGGCGUGGGCGAGGCAGCUGGGGCCCGUAGUGUUCGAGAGCGAGAAUGAGCGAGGGGGCCACUUUGCCGCUUGGGAGAAGCCGGAGCUUAUGGCGAGGGAUCUGAAGAAGAUGUAUGCGAGAGACGCGGAGGCUGCAGAGGGCUUGGGUGAGGCGAAUGGCUACGAUGACUGAAGCCUCGUCGACAGUCUGAGUGUAAGCUUGAGGGUGUGAGUGUGAUGAACGAGACGCCGGCCAUCAACUACACGUGAUAAGAUAAAAU